Molecule: messenger RNA, 190 nt
Organism: Dovyalis caffra
Lineage: Eukaryota; Viridiplantae; Streptophyta; Magnoliopsida; Malpighiales; Salicaceae
Source: the annotation of a GenBank genome assembly
GCAUCGACACUAAAAAAACUCAUUCAACUAGCUCUUCCUUCUUCUUUUGAAGAGGCACUAGGUCUAACUCAACUCAUUCUUGCUUAUUCUCUUAUGAGAGAGAGCUUUCCUCAUUUUUUUGGUUGUUCUUCACAUCUUGAGAAACAAAUUUGGGCGGUUAAGUCUAAAAAAAGAUUGGAAGAAAUUACGA